CAUGCAGGGCCCCGCCGGGAACGCGAGCCGCGGGCUGCCAGGCGGGCCACCCUCCACCAUCGCGUCCGGUGCGGGCCGCUGCGAGAGCGGCGCACUCAUGCACAGUUUUGGCAUCUUCCUGCAGGGAUUGCUCGGCGUCGUGGCCUUCAGCACAUUGAUGCUCAAGCGCUUCAGAGAGCCAAAGCAUGAGAGACGGCCGUGGAGGAUAUGGUUUUUAGACACUUCCAAACAAGCCAUAGGAAUGCUGUUCAUCCACUUUGCAAAUGUGUACCUAGCAGAUCUCACUGAAGAGGACCCUUGUUCACUGUACCUCAUCAACUUCCUCCUGGACGCCACCAUAGGCAUGCUGCUCAUCUACGUGGGGGUGCGUGCUGUCAGUGUCUUGGUGGAGUGGCAGCAGUGGGAGUCUCUGCGUUUUGGCGAAUACGGAGACCCUCUGCAGUGCGGAGCCUGGGUUGGGCAGUGUGCUCUUUACAUCGUGAUCAUGAUUUUUGAGAAGUCUGUCGUCUUCAUCGUCCUCCUCAUACUUCAGUGGAAAAAGGUGGCCCUGUUGAAUCCCAUUGAAAACCCAGACCUGAAACUGGCCAUCGUCAUGCUGAUUGUCCCCUUCUUUGUCAAUGCUUUGAUGUUUUGGGUAGUGGACAAUUUCCUCAUGAGAAAGGGGAGGACGAAAGCUAAACUAGAAGAAAGGGGAGCCAACCAGGACUCAAGGAAUGGGAGUAAGGUCCGCUACCGAAGGGCCGCAUCCCAUGAGGAGUCAGAGUCUGAGAUCCUGAUCUCAGCCGAUGACGAGAUGGAGGAGACUGACGUGGAGGAAGACCUGCGCAGACUGACCCCGCUGAAGCCCCCGAAGAAGAAGAAGCACCGCUUCGGGCUGCCUGUGUGACACGCUCCUGUGCCGGGGUCAGGUUUGGGGGCCCAGCUGGCUGCCGGGUCCUUCUUUCCCUCCUCUCUGCCCUUCCUCUUCUACCUCUGCCCCUCUUGCCGCUCCGCCCGCUCCCAGACUUCUGUGACUCGACGGAGGGAGGACGGGCCGUGCCGGAGGGGUUCGCGGCAGCCGGAGGCUCCCACUCAGUUGCACUACAAACACUGACCAAAUAUGCAAGCGAGGCGUUUUGUCUGUCUGUCGUUGUCCCAGACGGUGUCCAGAGGGACCCAGAAGCCCCGUCCUGUGUCUGGCUGGGUGGCACUGAGGAGGGAACCGCGUGCACGCACACACACACGGGCUGUGGGCAGAGCCUUUCCACAAGGCUCUGGGCGCGUGGACACAUAGCACGUUUUUGGCUAAAAGUCACUCAUUGACCAAGUUGGAACCGCAAUGCUUUCUUACUCGAAAUGGCUUUGUAACUACUGAUUUCUAAAGCCGGUUUUAUGAGCUGUCACAGUGUUAAUGUUUUUUGAGUAUGUGUUUAUUUCCUAUGGGACUAAUGGGCAAAACAUAGAUUUUUAAGUCUUCUGUAUGCUGUUGACUUUUAUAUUUUUAAGUUAUAUUUUCAUACUAUUGUAUUUAAGAACUCUUUUUAAUCCCCAAAGAAAUGGAUUUGUUUGCCUUCCAUGAGAUGUGAAUUGGUGGGAAGAAAAAGUCAGGAGUUUUUUUAUUUGGAAUAUUUUUAGGUGAUCUGCGAUAAGAUGAGGUAAAUGGUCUCCGCAGGAAGGGAGAUGAGGUCGUAUCUGAAAGGAACAAACCCAGUGGGUCUGUAUAGGUCAGGCCUGAGCAGGAGGCAGCUGGCCUGAAGGUCAAUCUGGGGCCCCGGUGCAUGUGGGACAGGAAGUGCUCUGUCCACUGGCUUGGCUUUCUGCUGGCAAGUUGAGGUUUUAGUUAAAUGUGACCAAGAAAAGGGCCUAAGAGGUCUGUGUCCAGGGAAACUGAGGCCUCGAGGCCACCCCUGUGUGUUCCCUCUCUCAGAGCCUCCCAAUCUGUAGUUUAAAAUGCAGUCUGGGCCUCCUUGCCUCCCGCUGGUGUGGCCUUCAGAACCAGCUGCGCACCAGCCCCAGCAACUUCCUCUCAGGCUGCCCUCUGCCUAUUGUCUUACUGUCACCCUUUUGUUUUGCACAACGGUGUGAGGAACACCUGCCUCCAGAGAUGCAGGGCGGCCAGGGACUAGGCAGGCCAGGUGCUUCUAAGCCCAUGUGCCCUCCCCGGGGAGUGGCCCCCACUCCUCAGCAUGGCCACUGGCCCCCGUAGCUUCAGGAGCCUGCUGGCCACAGUGGAGUGGGUUGGCUCGGGCCCUUGCCCUGCUGUGGAAGCAGCACGGUGUGUUUUCACGGCCCAGAGGCAGCCACAGAAAUCAUGGAACAGAAAACUGCACCACUGAGGUGCGAGCUAGAAGUGAGACAGGUACAGGAAGGCCACCUGGCCCCAGAACCUUCCUUUAGACCUAUAUACAAACGUGCUGUCCUUAAGUAGAUUGGGUCUCAAUUGUAGCGCAGGAGCCAAACUGUUAAGCGCUGGGCCUGCCUCGCCUCUCAAAAUCUCACCCAGGGCAGGGGGAGUGGGCUUCUCAGCCCUUCUUCUCCUGGGAGUUUGGAACCAGAGGGCUGAGAGGAACUGGGACCUGUCACUGCUGUGAGCUGCGACUCUGCAAAAGUGGGUGUCUGCAGCAGGAGGCGAGAUUGUGUGCAAGACAAGUGGCCAUGUCCACUUCUGCCCUCAUUUAGGCUCUGAACCACCUCCCGUCCCUGGCCACGGUGGAGUCUCUCCCCUGGAGAAUCGGUGCUGGGGAACUGGUGACGAGAACUGACGCUGUGCCUGCCGUAAGCCAGCCCCUUGUGACAUUGCUGGCUCUCUGUACCUUUCCUCCUAUUUCAUCUUAUCUGAGCACCCUGUGCCCACCGCUGUUUCCUGUACCUGCCUGAACUCAGAAUCAGAGCUCCAGGCACAGCGAGUCAGGGAGCCACAGUCAAUGACAGGUAGAAAGUAGGGGUUAUGGAGACCUUGGACAUCUGCGCAUCUGAAGGCCCUUCCCAGUGCCUGCUAGGCAGUGGGUUUGGCAGGCAAAGUGGUGGAGAGCGAGUGGUGAUUUUUCCCUGUAUCCUGAUUUUCAAUAAGGGCUUUAGUCUCUGAGCCACAGUUGUAGAGCUGGCUGACUAGGGGAUGAGUGUCUAAUAAUAGAGGUCCUUGUGGUAUGUAGGACUGGACAGUGUGGCCUUGCCUGUUUGGCCUUAUCUUCCUGUGUGUGUGUGUGUGUGUGUGUGUGUGUGUGCAUGGGUGUAUAACACACACACACACACACACACACACACACACACACACACAGAGUAUGUAUUCCUGGAGUGUUUCCUGCAGUCACUGGGGUUUUCCUGUGGUUGGUCCACUGUCCCAAGAGAGACCAGAUGCAGAGGCCAUGGUCAGAAUCUCCUCCUGAGCUGUCCUCCCUCCCUGGGAUGAGUCUCCUCACCACCUGCCCCAAGGUGCCUUAUGAGGUACAGCUCUUUACCCAGCCACAUGGCAAGUGUCACUGUGCUUGAGAAACCAUGGGACAUCAACUGGACACUGUGUGCUGUCCUUCUGAUCUGCCCACACGUGGACCUUGGCCGAGCCACGCAUGAUGAAAGCUUAUAAGUCAGGGUCGUGAACGAGUUUUUUGUAACUGAUAGAAAUAACUUGAUGAGGUAAAAUUGUCACAUCUCAAUGGAAGGAAUCAUCGUUGGCCUUAUUUCCUUUUGUUGUCAGUGGGAUGUGGACAGUGGCAAGGGGAGGAUGUUGGUGAGAUCCUGGGCAUCAGUGGCUUCUUGGUAUGCUCAACCUUCGAGAUAAGGGCCCAUGGCCCAUCAGUUAACCCACAGACAUGCUGAUGGCCUCCUGCCUCAAGCUUUAACUCGUGCCCUUCUUGGCAACAGGGAGUCCUGGGCAAGGAUUGUCCUGUCAUGCCUUGAAAGGGAAAAGAUAAGGCUCAAGUCCUAGGCAGUGUAGUCCUGUGGCCUGCAGCAGAGAGGCCCCAUCUGUCAGCUGCCCAGGAGCCCACUCUGCCUUCCAGACAACAACUCACUGGCCUUUUCACAGCCAGGCCAACAUUGACCGCUCUAGGAAGUUCUCAUUGGCCAAAACAGCCACCUUGUAGGGUGUAGGAUUGGUGUUUAGAUGUUGCACACACUUCCAGCCAGGAGUGGAGGGCUCUUUGCUUUGCUCUGUGUGGCAGUGGCAGCUCUGAAGGGCUUUGCUCUCGGUGAGGGACUUCCGGUCCAACAGCUGACAGCUUCUGAGCUCCUGGCUGGAAGGGUGAGUUGGUUUCAUUAGAUGUCUCCUUUCAUGAUGUUUAUUAGAACGCAGACCAAUGUGAGCAAACCAUGGCCUAUUUCCACUGUCCUUCUGGUGGGGGUGUUUAAUCAAUGAUGACUCACAGAAAACCAUCUUUGAAAUGAAAGGGAAGAUGAUGUACUUAACCUUGUACAAUGGUUUACAAUAAAGUUUCACAUCUUAAUACAUUUUUUAAAAAACAAACAAA
Suricata suricatta (meerkat) is the source of this 4445-nucleotide messenger RNA. RefSeq names its product store-operated calcium entry regulator STIMATE. Bases 2 to 886 code for a protein of 294 amino acids. The transcript is spliced from 8 exons. The record is from RefSeq and is a predicted model, not a curated record. Gene Ontology annotation, biological process: activation of store-operated calcium channel activity. Gene Ontology annotation, cellular component: membrane; cortical endoplasmic reticulum. NCBI's taxonomy places the organism in Eukaryota, Metazoa, Chordata, Mammalia, Carnivora, Herpestidae. Gene Ontology annotation, molecular function: calcium channel regulator activity.